AUGAGUCAGGAGUAUUUCCCCGGCGAUAAGGCCGCCUCGUCCGCCGGCGAGGGAUCCUCGAGACGCCCUCCUGACGAGUUUCCAUCCCAAAACCCUUUUCAUCCCAGACCCCCGCCUACCUAUAUGACCGUCGGAAAUGGAUCAACCUCUGAGAGCGCCACGGCCCUGAUGGCUUCGUUGAACGCGGAUUCGGGAUACGGAGGCAGUCUCGCGAGUGGAAGUUUGAUGGAUGGUGAUGGGGGUCUCGGGUGGCGAUCGGAUUUGAUGGUGGAUAUACCAACCCCGAUGCCAACGCCUCCUCGCAUGGGAGAUUGGCAUCCGUCUGUGGAACAUGAACGACAAGUGGUUGCAAGCCAUGUUCAUCAGCUGCUAUAUAACUCGAAUCGUACCAAACUUGGACGCGCAAUCUCCCGGACGAUCGAAACAUUGAAGGAACUUCAGGACAUGAACCGCCAAUGGCCCGCACACUAUCCAUCUGUCCAAAACGCGCCAGGCAGCCCUGGCUCGCCGUCUUUGCGCCCCAGCUUGCGCCAGAGCCAAUCAUACUUUGAAAACGAUGCCAACGCGUCCGAGCCCUUCCCACGGCCUGGGCAGAUUCGACGCGCAGCCACGAUGGCAGGAAGCGAUGAUCUACCGGAAUCGAGUGUUGUUGCGGAACGCCGAAGUACUCCCGAGCCGAGGUUGAUGAGCCCACAGAUUGCACAGGAAUUCUCGAUUUUGAAAUUGGAUCUUAAGCUUGGUGCUUUGUCGCAGACUGAACUAGUGCACUCGCUGGAGAAAGCCUCCAUUGCGUCACUACUGGAUGGAAAAAUCAGUCAAAGCAUCAAACACCUUCUUUCGCUGCGGGACAGGAUCGAGGACACAUCGAGCAAGGUCUUGAUCACGGGAGACCUGAAUGCUGGCAAAUCGACGUUUUGCAACGCCCUUCUGCGCCGGAAGGUGCUACCUGAGGAUCAACAACCUUGCACCAGCAUUUUCUGUGAAGUCCUCGAUGCGCGGGAGAACAGUGGGGUUGAGGAGGUUCAUGCGGUCCGCAAAGACAGACAAUACAACCGCAACGACGAGAGCACAUACGACGUAUAUGCUCUCCCAGAGCUCGAAAACAUCGUGAUUGACAACUCGAAGUAUAUGCAAUGCAAGGUCUAUGUGAAAGAUGUGAGAACAAUCGAUGAGUCUCUGCUUAACAACGGAGUGGUUGAUAUCGCUUUGAUUGAUGCUCCUGGUCUGAAUUCGGAUUCGUUGAAGACUACCGCCGUUUUUGCUCGCCAGGAAGAGAUCGACGUCGUGGUUUUCGUGGUAUCCGCUGCGAAUCAUUUCACGCUUUCUGCCAAAGAGUUCAUUCUCAAUGCCGCUCAUGAGAAGGCUUACAUGUUCAUCGUUGUCAACGGUUUCGAUCAGAUUCGUGACAAGCAGCGGUGUGAGCGCAUGAUUCUGGAUCAAAUUGGCAAGCUUAGUCCUCGCACUUACAAGGAAGCUGCUGAGCUGGUUCACUUUGUUUCCAGCAAUGCUGUCCCCGUCGCACCGCCAAUGGCUUUGGAGUCUUCCAACGGUGGCAGUGGUGGAGGUUCCGACCCACAUGGCGAUGAUGACGAUAAGCCUGAGGGUGAUGGCAAGGGCAAAGGCAAGGAGAAGGAGAAGAUCCAGGAUUUCGAGAACCUCGAGGGUUCUUUGAGGCGAUUCGUUCUGGAAAAGCGCUCUCGUUCGAAGCUGGCUCCUGCUCGAACCUAUUUGCUCAACUUGCUUGCAGACAUCAACUCAUUGGCGGUUGUUAAUCGUGACGUCGCUCAAUCAGAGCUCAAGCGUGUCACAGAGGAGCUCGCAGAGCUUGAACCAGCUUACGAGAAUGGCAAGAAGAAGCAGAUAGAACUCGGUGAUGACAUUGAAAAAUGCAUUGACGAUUCCUGCGAGGAUGUGUACACCCACACGCGGUCUACUUUGACAGACACCAUCUCUCGUGUCUCCGAGGCAGAUUUGGGUGUUGAGUAUCCCGGUCUUUUCUCCGCAUUCCAGUAUGCUGAGGAUCUCAAGGUGGCGAUGCUAGAGCAGAUCUCUGCAUCUGUCGCUGACUGCGAGGAUUAUGCGCGGGCAAAGACCGUGCAAGGUGUUGGUUUCAUUCAGAACAUCGGUCUUUUUCAUGUUGGUGAAGGCAAAUUUGCUCCUUUGAACUUCCGCGCGGAUAUGAUGUUCCGUCGUGGCCGCCGGCACACUCUGGCCAGGCAGGUAGAUACGGAGGUGGAGCUUUGGGAUUUCUUCGACAUCGCCGGCCUUUGGGAGCGCCAAGAGAAGAUGGCAGGCACCGGAAUGGCCAUGACUGCCAUAACAGUCCUCGGAGGUCGUGCCUUCGGAGGCAGCUGGGUAGAUAGUAUGUUCAGCGCCGCCAAGUUCCUUGGACCCAACAAUCUGCGGCGUCUGCUUCUGCCAGGCAUUGCUGCUGCUGCCGUGUUGACUGCUGCAUAUAUGCUGUCGUCGAUUCCACAUACACUCCCCCCUCGUUUGUCACGCAAGCUCGCCGCUACUCUCUCUGAAAUGGACUAUGUGCACUCGAAUUCCACACGAAUCUCAACAGAAGUCCGCCGCAUCCUUCGUAUACCCGCCAGCAACAUGCAGACUAGUCUUGCCCAGGGUAUCGAGGACCUCGGCCGACGCAAGCAGGAGGUCAGCAAGACAAAGCAUGAGAGCGAGACUGCCAGCAAGUACUUCUCCAAUCUGUUCCGAGACAGUGGAGAGAACAGAAGAUCAGUCGAAAACAUCGAUCUGGACGCCCCAUUGCCCGGUGGCAUGGCAGCUCUCCAGGGCUAA
Molecule: messenger RNA, 2799 nt
Organism: Aspergillus clavatus NRRL 1
Lineage: Eukaryota; Fungi; Ascomycota; Eurotiomycetes; Eurotiales; Aspergillaceae
Product: mitofusin
Exons: 4
Coding region: 1-2799 (932 amino acids)
Biological process (GO): mitochondrial fusion
Cellular component (GO): mitochondrial outer membrane
Molecular function (GO): GTPase activity; GTP binding
Source: RefSeq, a predicted model, not a curated record